Vicia villosa (hairy vetch) is the source of this 3759-nucleotide messenger RNA. RefSeq lists its product as uncharacterized. The transcript has 6 exons. NCBI's taxonomy places the organism in Eukaryota, Viridiplantae, Streptophyta, Magnoliopsida, Fabales, Fabaceae. Gene Ontology annotation, molecular function: nucleic acid binding. Gene Ontology annotation, biological process: DNA integration. The record is from RefSeq and is a predicted model, not a curated record. The annotation marks the transcript as partial.
AAGCAAAGGCUCAUUAGGUGGAUAUUAUUGCUACAAGAAUUCCACUUAGAGAUUAGAGACAAGAAAGGAGCGGAAAACUUGGUGGCGGAUCAUUUAUCAAGGUUGGUGAAUGAAGAGGUAACAAACAAAGAAGAAGAGGUUUUGGAAUCAUUCCCGGAUGAAAAGUUGUUCAUGGUGGAAGAAAGGCCGUGGUUCGCUGACAUGGCUAAUCAUAAGGCAUCGGGUUGGAUGCCGGAAGAUUGGAGUAAAAGUGCAACAAAGAAGUUUCUCCAUGAUGCCAAAUUCUAUGUGUGGGAUGAUCCAUACUUGUUCAAAAUUGGUGUGGAUGGUGUGCUAAGAAGAUGUGUGACGAGAGAGGAAGCAAUGAGAAUCUUUUGUGACAAUUGUCAAAGAAGUGGUGGAGUGAGUAAAAGGAAUGAAAUGCCAUUGACAAAUAUGUUAGAAGUGGAAGUGUUUGAUUGUUGGGGAAUAGACUUUGUAGGACCAUUUCCUUCAUCUUUUGGUUGUGAGUAUAUAUUGGUUGUGGUUGAUUAUGUUUCAAAAUGGGUGGAAGCAAUAGCAUGUCCGAAGGCGGAUGGAAAGACCGUAAUCAAGUUCUUGAAGAAAAACAUUUUCACAAGGUUUGGAACACCAAGGAUUCUCAUUAGUGAUGGUGGCUCACAUUUUUGCAACACACAGCUUGAAAAGGUCUUACAACAAUAUGGUGUGAAGCACAAAGUAACCACGGCCUAUCAUCCACAAGCUAAUGGUCAAGCCGAAGUUUCCAACCGAGAAAUCAAAAGAAUCUUGGAAAAAACAGUUUCUUCGUCAAGAAAGGAUUGGUCACAAAAGUUGGAUGAUGCUUUAUGGGCUUACCGUACGGCAUACAAGGCACCGAUUGGUUUUACUCCAUUUCAAAUGGUUUACGGGAAGAGUUGUCAUUUACCCGUAGAAUUGGAGCAUAAGGCAUUUUGGGCCUUGAAGUUGCUUAACUUUGAUCCUAAGGCAAGUGGUGAAAUGAGAAGAUUGCAAUUGCUUGAAAUGGAAGAAUUGCGAUUACAAGCCUAUGAAUCCAACAAAAUCUACAAGGAAAAAGUGAAGGGGUAUCAUGAUAAAAAGAUUGUGGAGAAGGAGUUCAAUCUGGAUGGAUAUUCCGGAUACAAUCAAAUCGUAGUCAACCCAGAAGAUCAUGAGAAGACAGCAUUUACAUGUCCAUUUGGAAUCUUCGCAUAUAGGAGGAUGCCAUUUGGACUAUGCAAUGCCCCAGCAACCUUUCAACGAUGCAUGCAAGCCAUAUUCUCUGACCUUAUUGAAAAGAGUAUUGAGGUAUUCAUGGAUGACUUUUCAGUGUUCGGAAAGACGUUUGAUACAUGCUUGAACAAUCUGGACGUGGCACUUGAAAGGUGUAUUGAGACCAAUUUGAUUCUUAAUUGGGAGAAGUGCCAUUUUAUGGUAACAGAAGGAAUUGUACUCGGACACAAAGUAUCUUCAAGAGGACUUGAAGUAGACCAAGCCAAGGUGGAGGUAAUUUCAAAGCUACCACCUCCAAUAAAUGUCAAAGGAGUACGAAGCUUUUUAGGUCAUGCAGGAUUCUACAGAAGGUUCGUUAAAGAUUUUUCCAAGAUUGCCAAACCUUUGAGUAAUUUACUCAAUCAAGGUACGUGUUUUAAUUUUGAUGAAUCUUGUGUUAAAGCCUUCAAUGACCUGAAAGAACGGCUAGCUACCGCACCUGUGAUAGUAGCACCAGAUUGGAAAAACCAUUUUGAACUUAUGUGUGAUGCUAGCGACUAUGCCAUAGGUGCGGUGUUAGGCCAACGGAAAGGAAAAAUUUUUCAUGUCAUACACUAUGCAAAUGGAUAUUCCGGAUACAAUCAAAUCGUAGUCAACCCAGAAGAUCAUGAGAAGACAGCAUUUACAUGUCCAUUUGGAAUCUUCGCAUAUAGGAGGAUGCCAUUUGGACUAUGCAAUGCCCCAGCAACCUUUCAACGAUGCAUGCAAGCCAUAUUCUCUGACCUUAUUGAAAAGAGUAUUGAGGUAUUCAUGGAUGACUUUUCAGUGUUCGGAAAGACGUUUGAUACAUGCUUGAACAAUCUGGACGUGGCACUUGAAAGGUGUAUUGAGACCAAUUUGAUUCUUAAUUGGGAGAAGUGCCAUUUUAUGGUAACAGAAAGAAUUGUACUCGGACACAAAGUAUCUUCAAGAGGACUUGAAGUAGACCAAGCCAAGGUGGAGGUAAUUUCAAAGCUACCACCUCCAAUAAAUGUCAAAGGAGUACGAAGCUUUUUAGGUCAUGCAGGAUUCUACAGAAGGUUCGUUAAAGAUUUUUCCAAGAUUGCCAAACCUUUGAGUAAUUUACUCAAUCAAGGUACGUGUUUUAAUUUUGAUGAAUCUUGUGUUAAAGCCUUCAAUGACCUGAAAGAACGGCUAGCUACCGCACCUGUGAUAGUAGCACCAGAUUGGAAAAACCAUUUUGAACUUAUGUGUGAUGCUAGCGACUAUGCCAUAGGUGCGGUGUUAGGCCAACGGAAAGGAAAAAUUUUUCAUGUCAUACACUAUGCAAGCAAGGUGCUAAAUGACGCUCAAGUCAAUUAUGCUACCACAGAAAAAGAAUUUUUAGCUAUAGUGUAUGCUCUUGAAAAAUUCAGAUCCUAUCUCAUUGGGUCAAAAGUGGUGAUUUACACUGACCAUGCAGCCAUAAAAUAUUUGCUCACCAAACCGGAUUCGAAGCAAAUGCACCCAGCCAAGAGAGUACGCACAAAGUCAACAAGCUCAGGUCCUCGCGGAUCGCGUGCUACGGGCAACCAAUCUGAGAAGUUUUUAGGUCGGGCUCAAGCCGACAGGUUCAAGAUUCUGGGCUCUAGAACCAUCUUGGCUGAGAAAGUUGUUGUAACUCGGGGAGAUGAGGAUGGCCUUUAUGCUAAUUUGUGGGGUUUUCUAGAAGAAAGGAAUUGGGAGAAGGUGUUUGAACCACACACUGUAAUUGACUACGACAUAGUCAAGGAAUUUUAUGCCAAUGCCAUCAAGACUACUGAUGAAUCUGUCGCGUAUUCAUACCAAUCCUAUGUGAGAGGCAAGACUGUGGCAUUCGACAGAGAGUCAAUCAGUGAGUUUUUAGGGGAACCUUUCCAAUUGGGUGAGAAUGAAAAAUACUUUUACAGGCAAAAUGUCAACAAUUGUGCCAGCAUGGUGGAGUUGAUGACAGAGACAAUUUGUGAUAGGGGGCGAGGACCAGAGCUUAGUCGGCAAGGGAACCCAACCCACUACAACAGGAAGAAUUUGAAUAUUCAAGCAAGGGGAAUUCUAUCAGUGAUCCUCUACAACAUCCGGCCAAGGACUCAUGUCACUACCAUUCCCCUUGAUGUGGCUUUCCUAAUAACCGCAAUCAUGACGGAAAACACUGUUGAUGUCGCCUUCAUCCCCUCGCAGGAAUUGCGACGAGCUGCUUUGAGUGACACACAACAUGGCAUUAAUGCCAAAUGUGUGUUGCCAUUACCUGGAUUGAUUAUGGGUCUUUGUAAAGACGCCGGAGUGGAAAUUCCUGGACAGGGACAUCACGUUAUUAACACUUUUAUUGAUGAUGUUUUUAUUGACAGGUUUUGUGCAAAGCCAUACUACCGGGAUCAGGCAGCCGAUUCUCCUCCAGCUGGCCCUUCUGUUCCUGCAGCACCCCCUCAGGGUGGUGGUACAGGUGCUGAUGCAGGUGGUACUGCUGGGGCUGAUAACCAAGGCCAGGAGAAUGAGGCGGAUAUUGAGGCUGAUAUUGAUGCCAUGUUUGUUUGA